Paracoccidioides brasiliensis Pb18 is the source of this 2211-nucleotide messenger RNA. RefSeq names its product Atypical/ABC1/ABC1-A protein kinase. The transcript is spliced from 3 exons. Gene Ontology annotation, biological process: ubiquinone biosynthetic process. The record is from RefSeq and is a predicted model, not a curated record. Gene Ontology annotation, cellular component: extrinsic component of mitochondrial inner membrane. Bases 1 to 2211 code for a protein of 736 amino acids. Gene Ontology annotation, molecular function: kinase activity.
AUGUCCGGACGGCGUCUACUCGACGCUCUCAUAUUCCUUAAUGCUUCCCGCUCGGUGGCUAGCAAGCACAUUGCGCUUCAGAGACGGCAGCUAGAUCUUCAUAUUCGCACAUCUUCCCUAACCAAGGAGGCUAAAGUACAACUUGAUCGCAUUGCCCUUGCGCUUCAGGCGGCCUCGGAACUAGCACGCAAAUUUGAAGAGUCUCAGCCGCCCCGGACCGGUUCGUCUGGUUCCGCCGAACGGAAUGGUGAUAGUCAGCAUGGACGGAGAGAUGUGAAGGUUGGGGUUCAUAAAGACGAUAGUGGGGAGAAUGUGGAACAGGCUGAUAUAAAAAAAGGGGCAGAGAAUGUAGCCAGUAAAUCCAAUCAACGGGAAUUAAACACACAAGAAAGUGAGGGAUCACAUCAAAAUCAGGUGAAAGGUGCUGCUGGGGGUUUACAGCAGCCCAUUGAAUCGCAACAAGCAUCUAAACCGACUAGGCUAUCUGAAAAUAUUACUAGUCAGAGCGUUGAUAGCUCAAUGACCACCGAUUCUAGCGAUGAACCUUCGGAGGCGGUGAUACAGCAGCUCUUUCGAAGCCCAAGGGUUUCAAGCGUACUGACGAAAAGGGAGGGAUACAAUGAAAAACAACAUAAUAAAGAGUUUUCUCAAGUUAAUAGAGCGUCCGUCUCCCGUCCGUCGCCAUUGUACGAUAGAUUAAAUACAUCAACUUCCCAACCUACAGCAUCACCAGCUCUUUCCGAACCUCUCACAGCUCCUGGUGCCGCCAAGGAUAGCGUAAAAACACCGGAUGGUGACCUUUCGAAUGACCCUGGAAUUCCACAAAUAGAAUGUGAAAAGAUCCGCGAAAAGUCAGCAACCUCUGCAUACAGAAUGGUUGAAUCACCGGUCCCUUCGACACGUUUAGGGAGAUUUUGGGAAUACGGCGGACUAGCCACUUCGAUGGCAUUGGGAAUCGUUGGACAAAGCAUCCGUCAAGCUACUUUCGGGGACGACUCUGGCAGUGGCUCGUUGCUGUUCAGUCCAGAGAACGUGGAGCGUCUCGUCGCUAAGUUAUCUAAGAUGAGGGGUGCAGCUCUUAAGCUAGGGCAAAUGAUGAGUUUCCAAGAUGCGAAAAUGCUCCCUCCAGCUAUCCACGAAGUUCUGCAGCGUGUGCAAGAUAAAGCAAAUUAUAUGCCCAUGAAACAGAGAGACCGGGUGCUUGUCGACAACCUGGGUGAGAAUUGGCGGGAUUUGUUUGAUUCGUUUGACGAACUUCCUAUGGCGGCUGCUUCUAUAGGACAGGUGCAUAGGGCAGUGCUCAAAGAGACGGGCAAACCAGUCGCCGUCAAAAUUCAAUAUCCAGGAGUGGCAGACUCGAUCGACUCCGACCUUAACAAUCUCUCAAUUCUUCUCACAGCCUCACGUCUCUUACCCAAAGGACUAUUUCUGGACAAAACUAUAGCCAACGCCCGAACAGAACUAGCCUGGGAAUGCGACUACAUCAGAGAAGCCGAGUGCGGCCAACGAUUCCGAAACCUACUUCAAGACGACACAACCACCUUUAUUAUUCCCGCAAUUAUCCCCUCCGCUUCUGGCAAACAAGUUCUCACCAUGGAAUACCUCGAAGGCAUCCCCGUCACCCGCGCACAAAACUUCACACAAGCCCAGCGAGACUGGAUCGGCACACAGAUCCUUCGUCUCUCACUACGAGAAAUCUGCGAAUUCCGCUUCAUGCAAACGGAUCCAAAUUGGACAAAUUUCCUUUACAACGCGUCCACCAACAAAUUAGAGCUCCUCGACUUUGGCGCUUCGCGCGACUUCCCCGCCUCAUUCAUCUCCACCUACCUCCGCAUCCUGCAGGCCGCAUCCCGCAACGACCGCGAAACCUGCCGCGACCUCUCAAUCAAGCUGGGCUAUCUGACCGGUUUUGAAUCAGCAGCUAUGGUCAAUGCGCAUAUCACGUCCAUUCUCACGCUCUCAGAGCCGUUCAUGGCCUCAUCCCCUGAUGUCUAUGAUUUUAGUGACCAGACGAUUACGGACCGCGUGCGCGAGAUGAUUCCGCUGAUGUUGCGGGAGAGGCUGGCUCCACCUCCGGAGGAGACGUAUAGCUUGCAUCGGAAGCUUAGUGGGGCGUUUUUGCUUUGUGCUAGGCUUGGGAGUAGGGUGCGGUGCAAGGAGUUGUUUGAGAAUGCGUUGGAGAAAGUGGAGUGGGUUGAUGAUGGAGAUUAA